Messenger RNA from Amaranthus tricolor (Joseph's coat), 2216 nucleotides. RefSeq lists its product as uncharacterized. The record is from RefSeq and is a predicted model, not a curated record. NCBI's taxonomy places the organism in Eukaryota, Viridiplantae, Streptophyta, Magnoliopsida, Caryophyllales, Amaranthaceae. The transcript has 4 exons. Bases 247 to 1311 code for a protein of 354 amino acids.
AAUGGCACCCCACUUCGCCCACUCUUCUUAUUUCUCUCCUUAUUCCCCGACGACGUGAACACACCCUUUGCUCUUUUUUCUCUUUUUUAUUCUCUCUUUCCCUUCUUUCUCUCUCCAUCUUCUUCUUAGUUCUCCCCAAACAUUUGCCGCCAUUUCUGUCUCCAUUUAUAGCUUUUCGAUUCCUUCCUCCUUCAUUUUUGUUGGGUUUCAAUUUGAUUUUACUUUCUGGUUGUGGAUUUGAAGAAUAUGAAGGAAGAAUUAGACGACGGUGAGUUUUGGUUACCAUCCCAUUUUCUCACCGACGAUGAUAUUCUCAUGGAUUUUGAUUGUGAUACUGAUACCAAACUUGGUUCUUUGACUGCUACAAAUUCCGAUCUCGAUUUCACAUCUAGAUGUACUGAAACUGAAAGCGACGAAGAAGAAAUAUUACUCACUGGGUUAACUCAUCAGUUAACUCGCUCAAAUCUUCAUGACUCUUCUUGUCCUCUCCACUCCAAGGGAUGGAGGCUAUCGAGUUCGCCGCAAUCGACGUUGUACGGUUGUAUGUGCAACCAGAGUUCAAGCCGAGAAAGUGGAAGUGGUCCAAUAUCGCCGCCGCAACAGCCACCGCUAACCGAUGAAAAAAACGGUGCCGUUUCGGAAACGAAUAAGAAUGAAAAAGCGACUUUGGAUCUGCUUAAUAAGGCGGCGGGAGAAGUAGCAAGAUUGAAGAUGAGAAAUGAAAAAAGUGUUGGAACUGGAUUCUUCGAUUGUAGCCAAAAAGGAGUUUCUUAUCUUCCACCUCUUAAGAAUCUCGACCAAACAUUUCCUCCCAUGUAUUUCCAGCCGCAAUUUCUUCAUUUUCCUUCUAUGGGUUGGGCGCCGUCAAAUGGGAUGCACUAUAAUCGGCAACUUGAGCGACAAUCACCGCAAAACAGAGCAACAAAGAACGACACCAACAAUACUAAUAACAACACCGGUAACAACAAUCCUCCUCUUGGGCUUCCAGCUUCUGCUUGGCCUCCUCUUCAAGCCCAAGCCCAAAACAAGGCCCAAACCCAGGCCCAACCACUGCCGCCUUUGUUUGUUGCGCCUAAGAGGGAGUGUGCUGGAACUGGUGUGUUCUUACCUCGCCGUGUUGCUGCCCCUGCUAAUGAAACCCGAAAGAAAUCUGAUGGGAAUACGAGUACCAAGUCAAAAGGCGGGAAAGGUUCACAAUCACAGUCUAAUAACCACCACCGACGGAACUCCGGUAAGUCAUCGACAACGGCAACAACGACGACGACAAUAAAUUAUAAUGAUAUCCAGCUACCCCAGGAGUGGACCUAUUGAAAUACCCUUCUUUUCUUUGGAAGAAGCUUAUAAUGAUCCUAUAUCAGUAGUGGAUGACAGAAUUAGCAGAUUUUAUUUUAGAAAUAGUAAUAGAUGUGUGAAGAAAAAUAAGGGAAAUUUGGGUUUUUGAUUGCCCAAAUAAAUAAAAACAAAUUAUAAGUAUGAUCAUUAUUAUUAAGUUUGGCUUCAUGGUGGGUGUUUUCUAUGCCCAUGAAGUUAGUCCCAUAAUAAACUCCUCAAAAGGUUUAAAGGGAUUAGUUAGUGUAUGAGAUGGGGAUUAAUAAUUUUCUUAUUUUUGGUGAUUUACAUUUGUAAAAUAACCCCUCUUUACUCAUUCCCUUGGUCUAGUUCUAAGUAGUAUGUUUGUGUAAAAUUUUUAGUCUUACAAUUUUUUGGAUCGGGUUUGUGUUUGGUUUUAUGUCCUUGCCCACAUGAAACGUGGAAGUGGCAGUCAAUUAAGUCGGUGUUAUAAUAAUAUUAUACCUAUUUUUUCAUUCAAUAGAAGUAUUUAUUUUCUCGACAAAUUUGUUUUAUUUUUUUUCUUUCAAUGUUAAAAUGUCAAAUAUAGAAUUAUCACACAUUAAUACAUAUGACGGUUUUAUUGUGAAAUUAUUUUUAUUAGGCUGAUGCAAAUACAGUGUGUUAUAAUAACAAUGUAUUAAUUAUAUGAGCUCUUAUACAAGCUCAAGAAUUAUUAGGCGGGUAGCGUAACAUGCGGCCUAGUCGGUGCUCAACAAAGAGUUGAUUGAAUUUUUGUUCUAAUGUUGGCAUAUUGCCAUGAAGGGAGAGUAAAUUAAUUGAGAAAAUUAGGUUAGGUUUUGAGUUUAUUUUUCUUCCCAACAUUUACUAAAAGAAGACAUAUACAGCGCAACUAUGACUUUAAAGUAUGAGAUUCUUGGGUCAAG